Linum trigynum is the source of this 1077-nucleotide messenger RNA. The record is from the annotation of a GenBank genome assembly. Lineage: Eukaryota; Viridiplantae; Streptophyta; Magnoliopsida; Malpighiales; Linaceae.
AUGGCGCAUAGAUAUUCCCCUCUGUUUCUCUGCCUAGAGAGACUACUACUAGUGUUGCUCCUCUACUUCCUCAAUGCUAUCAAGCCGACAACGUGUGAGGUGCCGGCGGUGAUAGUGUUCGGGGACUCGUCGGUGGACGCCGGGAACAACAACGUCAUCUCCACCCUGCUCAAGAGCAACUUCCAGCCCUACGGUCGGGAUUUCGACGGCGGCCGGCCCACGGGCAGAUUCUCCAAUGGCAAGAUCCCGCCGGACUACAUCUCCCAGGCCUUUGGGCUCAAGCCCAAUGUCCCCGCUUACUUGGACCCGAACUAUGGCAUUGCUGAUUUCGUCACCGGAGUUUGCUUCGCUUCCGCCGGUACCGGCUACGACAAUGCCACCUCCGACGUCCUCAAUGUGAUUCCACUUCGGAAAGAACUGGAGUACUACAUGGACUACCAAUCCAAGCUCCGAGCCUACGUGGGCGACCAAAGGGGCAACAAAAUCAUCUCCGAGGCGCUCUACCUAAUGAGCUUGGGGACAAACGACUUCCUCGAGAACUACUACACCUUCCCAACUCGCCGGUCCCAAUUCAACGUGAAGCAGUACCAGGACUUCCUUGUGGAACUCUCUCGAAGCUUCAUCACCGAGCUCUACAAGAUGGGCGCAAGGAAGAUAUCCCUAACGGGCGUCCCUCCGAUGGGUUGCCUGCCCUUGGAGAGGGCCACCAACUUCAUGGACCACCACGGCUGCGUCCGCGAGUACAACGACGUCGCUCUGGAGUUCAACGGGAAGCUCGACGCGAUGGUCGGGCAGCUGAAUAAGGAGUUGGAGGGGCUCAAGGUGGUGUUUACCAGAGACGUCUAUGGGCUGGUGCUUGACAUGAUCACCAAGCCUUCUUCUUAUGGGUUCGAGGUGGCAGGGAUGUCAUGCUGUGCGACGGGGACGUUCGAGAUGGGUUACCUAUGCAACAGACAUUCCAUCACUUGUGAAGACGCCAACAAAUAUGUAUUCUGGGAUGCCUUCCAUCCCUCUGAGAGGACUAACCAAAUUGUUUCUUCCCAUCUCAUCCCUAUUCUCAAGUCCGAGUUCAAAUAA